Messenger RNA from Aspergillus welwitschiae, 2226 nucleotides. Its product is annotated as putative alpha/beta hydrolase. The record is from RefSeq and is a predicted model, not a curated record. The transcript has a single exon. Bases 495 to 2135 code for a protein of 546 amino acids. Lineage: Eukaryota; Fungi; Ascomycota; Eurotiomycetes; Eurotiales; Aspergillaceae.
GCGUAAUCAAUCAGGCUACAAGGCAAUAAGGCACCAAGGAGCAAGGCAAAUAUAUCAGGUGACUCGGCAGUUCCUGGCUGCCGAGAUUCCUGCCUGAACUCACAGGCUGCACAGCAUAUUCCCAGCUGAUUUCUUACAAAGCACACCUUUCUUCCAUUAUUGAGCUCCUCUUGCCAGUUGAAUCUGUCUGGAGAACAUCCCAUCUGCAUACCAUGACAUGAUGGAGUAUGAACUAACCCCAACCCCAGUGGCUACCAGUGGCUCCCCGCCAACUGUGUCUGGGGAAUGAAGACCCGAACUUAAAGAUAUACCCGAUGACUUCACCCGGCGGCCAUCGGCUGUGUGGUCGGCAGUCAGUCGGAACGCCCUCGUUAUAAUAAUUAUUAUCGCGGGUCACCCCGCCAUCUGCCCCUCAUUGUUGAUCCGGUCUCUCAUAUUCCUUUCCUAUUGCUUCAUUUCUCUCGAUUUCGGCAGUAUCUUCACUCAACAUCAAAAUGGCGACCCCCGGCCUUCUCUGGGUGACGAUGAACCCUCGUCCCUCCCUCCCCGCCGCUCAAUUCCACGACUGGUACAACACCGAACACGGCCCUCUGCGCCUGCGUCUGCCCUUCUGCACCAAUGGCUUCCGCUAUCGCGCGACCGACGGCGAGGAGCCCGAGUGGGUGGCCCUCUACGAUAUCAUCGACAUGGUGGAGUUGACGCGCGAGACCUACCUCGCCCUGCGCGGCGACACUAUCAAGACCCCCCGGGAAAAGGCUACCAUGGCCCAGAUUGACGUCGAUCGCCGGCUCUACGAUACCGUUCUCGAGCAAAAGGCGGCUGAUUACAAACCCCUCGAGCUUACCCCCGAUACCGAGGCUGCCGGCUCCGCCCUCAUCGCCGUCUCCCUCUCCCUCUCCUCCGCCGACGCCGCUAAAGAGGACGACUUCACCCGCUGGUACCGCGAAGAGCACAUCCCCAUGCUGUCCCGCGUGCCCGGUUGGCGUUCCUCCCGCCUCUUCGUCACCUCCACCAUCGACCCUAAAGCCCCUCGCGAAUACUUGGCCGUGCACGAGUACGCUGCUCAGAAUGGUCUGGGCGGUCCCGAAUACAAGGCUGCGACAGACACCCCCUGGCGCACCCGCAUUAUGACCGACGUCGUGGCUAAGGCCCGCCGUCGCACUUAUCAGUGGGCCUACACCUUCGGACCCGCUCCCCGCGAGCUGUCAUCCCUGACCUCUGCGGAUUGCAUCGGUCCCUGGUCGUCUAUCGACGGCAAAACCCGCACCCUGCCUUCUCCCACCCGCCCGGCCGUCGAGUCCUUUGUCACCACCCCUGACGGCGUCGAGCUCCCCUACCGUUUGGAGGGCAGCACAGACCCCCACAGCCCGGUCAUCGUGCUCAGCAACUCCAUCCUGGUGGACUACACUAUCUGGGAUGACUUCGUCGACCAGUUCCUCUCUGACCCUCGCAACCAGAACUUCCGCAUUGUCCGCUACUGCACCCGUGGCCGCCAGCAAGAAUGCGGCGAUAAGCCCGUCAACAUUGAUCUCCUGGCCUCGGACAUCAUCGCACUGCUGGACGCUCUGCGCGUUCCCAAGGCCACCCUUAUCGGUGUCAGUCUGGGUGGUGUAACGGUGCUGAACACCUCCCUGCUGUACCCGGAGCGCGUGGAGCGCUUCAUCUCCUGCGACACCAACAGCUCCAGCCCCGAGACGAACCGGAAGGCGUGGAACGAGCGCGUCGAGCUGGCAGCCAGCGAGGGUGCUGUGUCAGCUACCACGCAGCAGGCGAUUGUCGGAGAGCAACUGGCCGAGAUUACCGUGCGGCGGUGGUUCACGGCCGAGUCGUAUGAGACUCAGCCCCACCUGCCCGCCAAGGCGAAGGAGCUGGUGCGGACGAACAGUCUGCCCGGGUUCAGACAGAGCGUGCAGGCACUGUGUGCGUAUGAUGUGCGGGACCGGAUGGCGCAGGCGCAGGUGCCGGGCCUGUUUGUGGCGGGUGAGAGUGACGGUGUGCUGCCGAAGACGAUGCAGCAGAUGGUGGCGGAUCUGAAGAGCGAUUCCGAGUUGAAGUUGGUGCCGAAGGCGGGUCAUUUACCGAUGCUGGAGAACGCGGCGGCGUUCACGGCGGUGGUGAAUGAGUACCUGCACUAGGUGGAUACCAGCUGUUAUGUAGACGAGCUGUUGUUGUUAUGUAUAUAGUAGAAUAUGAUCAGCGUGACGAUAACGAGUGAUCCAAUAGCAG